UAUGUGAUCCCUCUCUCCUUAUAAAGGGAUCCAUUCUUUCAAACAGUUACUACCAAAGUCAUCAUCAGGUAGAUCAGUAAUCAUCAGUUAGACUGUAUGAUCCUAUUGGUCAUGUGGCCAGUGACAUUGCUACUAAUGUUAGACUAUUGUGCUUUGAUGAAUUUCAAGUUACUGAUAUCACUGAUGCUAUGAUACUUAAAAGUCUCUUCACAUUAUUAUUUAAUAAUGGAGUGACUGUUGUAGCUACUUCCAACAGACACCCUGAAGAUUUAUAUAAAAAUGGUCUACAGAGGGGUAAAUUUCUCCCAUUUAUUGAUGUGCUAAAGGAUCAUAAUCAUUGUACUGUUAUCCAACUGGAUUCAAUUGAUUACAGGAAGAAGUUAUUAUUAUCUGAAGGAGUGUACUUAGUUCCUAAUUCAACUAUCAAUAAUUCUAAAUUGUUUCAAUUAUUUACUGAACUCUGUCAAAGGGAAGGAAAAGUUAUUUCACGGACCAAGUUAAAGUUUUUAGGGCGAGAGCUACUCAUAGACCAGUCGUGUGCUGACUUGGCAUAUUUCCACUUUGAUGAGCUUUGUAACAGACCUCUAAGUGCUGCUGAUUACAUUGAAAUACGUAAAGUAUUCAAUACAAUAUUCACACAAGAUAUUCCAUGCAUUACUAACCAAAUGAGGACUCAAGGAAGACCAUUCAUUACAUUAAUAGAUACACUUUAUGAUCAUAAAGUUGAGUUAGUGUGUACUGCUCAAGGUUCUCCUUCAAAAUUAUUUUCCAAUAAAAUAAUGACAAGUGACAGUGAUCAUACCAGACAACUAAUGGAUGACCUUCAAAUUAAUCAAGAGGAUGCAGUGUCUUACAAUGAAGGUACUGCUUUUGUGAAAGAAGCAGCAGCUAACAGUGAUGAAGGUGCUGUAGUGUGCUGA
Molecule: messenger RNA, 920 nt
Organism: Amphimedon queenslandica
Lineage: Eukaryota; Metazoa; Porifera; Demospongiae; Haplosclerida; Niphatidae
Product: lactation elevated protein 1-like
Exons: 10
Coding region: 189-920 (243 amino acids)
Cellular component (GO): cytoplasm; mitochondrion
Molecular function (GO): ATP hydrolysis activity; ATP binding
Source: RefSeq, a predicted model, not a curated record